AUGCCUCCUGUCGCACGUCCCGCUCGCCAGCGGCUCGUCACCAACGAGAACGAUGAGAACAGCAACUCGACGCGUAUGACGCGGGCCAAGGCUGCCGCGCUUGAAACCGAUGUCGCGUCUCAACCUUUGAAGCAGGGCUUCCAGUCCAAGAAGGCCCCUCUCACAACUGCCACCGGAAGACGUGCCGCCCUUGGUGAUGUCAGCAAUGUUGGCAAGACUGCUGUCGUCGAGGGAAAGAAGCCUCUAAAGAGCUCCGGGCUCGCCUCCAAAGCCGGCCCCACUGGCGUCCAGAAGGCCACUCACGCUCGCACAGUCUCCAGAACGACAGCACUCAGCAGCAAGGAGACCAAGAAGACCGAAGUCAAGAGAACCGGAUCCGGCGCAGUCACCAUCGGUACUUCCUCAGGGAAGCGCAAGAUCCCUACAACGUCAUCUGUCAAGCAAGAGGAGCAAUUGGUCGAGGAGGAUGAGCCCGUCCGCAAGAAGAUCAUCAUGAGCGAGAACGAGAAGCCUACCAAGCUGGAGCACAUUGACGAGAAGACCGACUUCGUCGUCGAAGACCCUAAGCCCAUCUACCCUCCCGGCGUGAACAACUUGGAUGAGGAGGAUCUUGAUGACCCUCUCAUGGCUGCCGAGUACGCCACUGAGAUCUUCGAGUACCUUCGCGACCUCGAGUGCAACUCGAUCCCGAACCCCAACUACAUGGAGCACCAGGACGAUCUGGAGUGGAAGACACGCGGCAUCCUCAUUGACUGGCUCAUCGAGGUCCACACCAGAUUCCACUUGCUACCUGAGACUCUCUUCCUUGCUGUCAACAUCAUCGACCGAUUCCUCUCUGAAAAGGUUGUCCAGCUCGAACGUCUGCAGCUCGUCGGCAUCACUGCAAUGUUCAUUGCGUCCAAGUACGAGGAGGUCCUGUCGCCUCACGUUGCCAACUUCAGCCACGUUGCCGAUGACGGGUUCACAGUUUCGGAAAUCCUUAGCGCGGAACGCUUCAUCCUGUCCACCCUCAACUAUGAUCUGAGCUAUCCCAACCCCAUGAACUUCCUCCGCCGUAUUUCCAAGGCGGACAACUAUGAUAUCCAGUCGCGGACAAUCGGCAAAUAUCUCAUGGAGAUCAGCCUGCUGGACCAUCGCUUCAUGCAGUACCGACCCAGCCACGUCGCUGCUGCUGCCAUGUACCUCUCCCGCAUGAUCCUUGACAGGGGCGAAUGGGACGCCACCAUUGCCUACUAUGCCGGCUACACCGAGGAAGAGAUCGAGCCCGUUUUCGAGCUCAUGGUCGACUACCUCGCCCGGCCUGUAAUCCACGAGGCUUUCUACAAGAAGUAUGCCAGCAAGAAGUUCCUCAAGGCUUCCCUGUUGACUCGCCAAUGGGCGAAGAAGAACGCUCCCCUCUUUGGCAUCACCGACGUCCGGCUAUCUCUCGAUGAGCUUGAUGAGCUAUCUGUAUAG
This is a messenger RNA of Microdochium trichocladiopsis, 1455 nucleotides long. RefSeq names its product G2/mitotic-specific cyclin-B. Gene Ontology annotation, biological process: regulation of cyclin-dependent protein serine/threonine kinase activity; G2/M transition of mitotic cell cycle. The coding region runs from base 1 to 1455 and encodes 484 amino acids. Lineage: Eukaryota; Fungi; Ascomycota; Sordariomycetes; Xylariales; Microdochiaceae. Gene Ontology annotation, molecular function: cyclin-dependent protein serine/threonine kinase regulator activity. The transcript has 4 exons. Gene Ontology annotation, cellular component: nucleus; centrosome; cyclin-dependent protein kinase holoenzyme complex. The record is from RefSeq and is a predicted model, not a curated record.